AUGCGCAGAAACGAUACAGAGAAGACCAAAUGCCAGCGGUUGCGGCGAAAGAUAGAGCAAUCAUGGUAUCUGGAAAAAUACCAUUACACUCUGGGCCCUUAUAAGUUUGGACUGCCUCCUCCUGCACUUGUUGAUGGUCUUGUUUCUUAA
This is a messenger RNA of Fusarium venenatum, 150 nucleotides long. NCBI's taxonomy places the organism in Eukaryota, Fungi, Ascomycota, Sordariomycetes, Hypocreales, Nectriaceae. The record is from RefSeq and is a predicted model, not a curated record.